CCACAUUGACCAGCCGACUAUUGGAAUCGCAUCACUGCUUUGCUCCUGAUGGCGUCCACGGGUGGGAUCAGUGGAUCCGGAGCGAAGGCACCCUUGAACAAAGAGGGCAUGGAGGAUCCAAGGGAGCAACAGCAAUACCCAUUGCCCACUGCGCCCAGCUCUGUCCAUCAGGAAGAAACAGAUGAAAAGACAAGCCUGCUUUGUAAACUGAGGCCUAAACAAGGAACUAGCAACCUUUCAUCAGCUAUGUUUAAUGUUAUCAAUUCUAUUAUAGGAUCUGGAAUGAUAGGGCUCCCCUAUUCAUUGAAGCAAGCUGGCUUUCCAUUAGGAAUACUACUGCUAUUAGGUGUUGGAUAUAUCACAGAUUAUUCUAUUGUUCUGUUGAUUAAAGGAGGGAACCUGUCUGGAACCAACAGCUACCAAGCACUGGUCAAUAAAUCAUAUGGUUUUGUGGGACACCUAAUUCUCUCAGCUCUCCAAUUUUUAUAUCCCUUUAUUGCUAUGAUCAGCUACAACAUUAUAACAGGAGAUACUUUGACAAAAGUUUUCCAAAGGAUUCUUGGAGAGAAUCCCUUCUUUGGUCGCCAUGCCAUCAUUCUCUGUGUUACCAUCAUCUUCACGCUUCCUCUUUCUCUGUAUCGAAAUAUAUCAAAACUGGCAAAGGUAUCAUUUAUAUCCCUGAUUUUAACAGUCAUCAUUCUGGUGGUUGGGAUUAUAAGGGCAAUUACAUUCAGUGGAUACGUAUCUCCAACAGAAAAUCCCUGGGUGUUUGCAAAACCAAACGCUGUACAAGCCAUUGGGGUGAUGUCAUUUGCAUUCAUUUGCCAUCACAACAGUUUUUUAAUAUAUGGCUCCUUGAAAGAACCCACGCUUAGCAACUGGACUCGUGUCACGCAUGUGUCGGUUUCAUUUGCUGUCUUUGUCAGCUUGGUGUUUGCUACAUGUGGAUAUUUGACAUUUAAAGAAUUUACAGAAGGAGACAUAUUUGAAAAUUACUGCAGGGAUGAUGACCUUGCUACAUUUGGAAGGUUUUGUUAUGGAAUCACCGUCAUCCUGACUUUUCCAUUAGAAUGUUUUGUUACCCGAGAGGUCAUUGCAAAUGUACUUUUCAGUGGGGACCUCACAACGUUUUACCACAUUGCUGUGACCAUAGUUGUUGUUGCUGUAGCUACAAGCAUCUCUUUGGUGUAUGAUUGCUUGGGAAUAGUAUUGGAGCUAAAUGGGGUGCUCAGUGCUACACCACUGGUGUUCAUUCUGCCUGCAGCCUGUUACCUGAAGCUGUCUGAAGAGCGAUGGAUUCAUUCUGAUCACCUCCUCUCUGGCCUGAUCCUCACUAUUGGUGUGGUGGUGAUGAUGGUUGGCUUUGUGAUGACUAUCCUGUAUCCCCAGGAAUGUAGCCAUGGGAAAGAAAUGCCGUACUGUUUUAUUGGAAACUUCUCCCUCUAUAAUAAUACAGUUCCAUCCUCUCAGCAAACUCACCAACCGUGAACAGGAAAUACCUCACAAAGGACCAGGAUGACACUGAUUGGAAACAAGGAUUUCUCUUUUUGUCA
Anolis sagrei ordinatus is the source of this 1553-nucleotide messenger RNA. RefSeq names its product solute carrier family 38 member 11 (gene SLC38A11). Gene Ontology annotation, molecular function: L-amino acid transmembrane transporter activity. The record is from RefSeq and is a predicted model, not a curated record. Gene Ontology annotation, biological process: amino acid transmembrane transport. NCBI's taxonomy places the organism in Eukaryota, Metazoa, Chordata, Lepidosauria, Squamata, Anolidae.